AUGGCAGUUAGCAUUUCGUUACUCUGUGAUGACGAUUUAAAGCUACUAGAAAGUGUCGUUGACAAAGGGAACGAAACAUUUCCCAAAUAUAAUGCUUUCGGGGAUUUAUGCUUGUAUUCGGUCUACAUUGCCAACUCAAAAACUGAUAAAGCAAGAGUACGGUGUGAUCGUAUGCUCAAAGCUUUAUUCUUCCAUGGACAACCGCUAACUUUCUUAAUAAGAUGUGAUUGGGAUGCUGAUAGAAUGCAAACAUUGGAACGAUUACAGAUGUUAUUAGAAAAGGAGCCUGAAAAUUAUCUGGCCCAUAUUCUUAUGUAUCAAUAUCAUUUUAAACAUGAUAAAUUGAAUUGCGCCCUUGCACACGCCUAUUCUGUCCUUAAAUAUUGGCCUUAUCAUAUGAAUCCAGACAAUUUAUCAAUACAUAUUCGUGAAUAUGUACAUUGCCGCCUUUUGGAAGCCGUGCAGGAAGAAUUGAACUUAGCAGCUGAAGUGUCAUUAAGCAUGAAAGCAUCAUUUUCGUCAUCAGCUUUAGAGGAAGGAAUUGGAAAAAAAUUUUGCAUCGAAAUGGAUGUAAACGAAUGCAAAAAUAAUGCUGAAAUUGUGAGACAGUCUGACAAUGACUUUUCUGUAAUGGGACAAUUUCAAAAAAAGUUAGAGGCAAUAGCACGACAGGAAUGUGGAAUAUCAAAAUUCUCAACAGAAAAAGGCCAAGAUUUGAAUGCAUAUGAAGCAGAAACACCUUCCACUAGUAAUUCGCAGUUUCUUGAUAACUCAGGAAAAUACGGCGAUUCAGGAACAUCAGAAGAAAAAGCUGAAAAUGUUAAGGGAAUGAUUGGUGCGGCGUUUAUUUAUGCGGAACAAUUGCGCCGUGAAAUCGAACACGGAUCACGAAUGAAGAAAGAUCAACACCGUUGUGAGGAUAUUACAGUUGAUAAAGAUUUUCUGAUAAAGGGAAAAUCGAAAUGUGAGAAAUCGAUAGAAUCCAAUGAGAGAAACGUGGAGAAUGGAGAUGAUUCUGAUGAUACGGUCAGUUGA
Messenger RNA from Loa loa (African eye worm), 1035 nucleotides. RefSeq lists its product as hypothetical. The coding region runs from base 1 to 1035 and encodes 344 amino acids. Lineage: Eukaryota; Metazoa; Nematoda; Chromadorea; Rhabditida; Onchocercidae. The transcript is spliced from 5 exons. The record is from RefSeq and is a predicted model, not a curated record.